Molecule: messenger RNA, 2172 nt
Organism: Ostreobium quekettii
Lineage: Eukaryota; Viridiplantae; Chlorophyta; Ulvophyceae; Bryopsidales; Ostreobiaceae
Source: the annotation of a GenBank genome assembly
AUGAGCAGGGGGCCGGGAGGCUGGGGGCCAGGCGGUGAGCUACCCGGCCUGCGCAAGUGCUUCAAGCGGAAGGCACCAGACAGCGCGGCCAGCCUGGCCGAUGACAUCGACGCGCCGUCCGUGAUGGAGGCCUGUCACCUGAUAUCCGUCCUGCACAAGGCGAAGGAGCAGCCAGGGAAGGGCGUGGACGGCUGCGCCGUGCGGCGGGCGACGCACGGCCUCGCGGAGCUGUGCAAGUCAGAGGUGAAUGUGGAGACAGUAGUAUCAGAGGGCGGGAUCGAGGCACUUGUUCCUUACCUGGUGUUGGUGCCAGAGACGUUAGAUAGACCAGAUGAGUUGUGGACUGGCUGGAGUGCCGAUGAAGCUGCAAAGGAAGCCUGCUUCAUACUCGGCCUCCUUGCUACAAAGACAGAGUUCCAACAGCGGAUCGCCGACUCUGGCACGUUAGCAGAACUCAUCGCAUUGCUCAAGCUCCACCAAUCGUCUCCUCCCCCUGGCUCACUACACAAUCCCAUCAAGAGUGCCGGAGUAGCACGCAGGGCCGCAGAUGCCAUAACAAAUCUGGCUCACGAGAAUGUGUAUGUGAAGAAUCUUGUACGGCAGAUGGGAGGAAUUCCCCCCUUGGUCGCCCUGCUAGAGUCUUGGGACGUGAAAGUGCAACGUGCAGCAGCAGGAGCUCUGCGAACACUGGCUUUCAAGACUGAGGAGAACAAGGCGCAGAUCGUUCAGCACGGUGCUCUGGAACUGUUGAUAAGGAUGCUCACCUCUGAGGAAGCUGGGGUGCAUUAUGAGGCUGUUGGUGUGAUUGGGAACUUGGUGCACUCAUCAGGGCACAUAAAGCGGCAGGUGCUUCAGGCUGGUGCCCUGCAACCUGUGAUUGGGCUCUUGAGUUCCCCAUGCAAUGAGAGCCAGAGAGAGGCGGCGCUGCUGCUUGGCCAGUUUGCAACCGCCGACCCUGACUACAAGGUCAAGAUCGUGCAAAGGGGGGCUGUCCCCCCACUCAUAAACAUGCUCAGCUCAAACGAUACACAGUUAAGGGAGAUGGCCGCCUUUGCACUGGGUCGGUUGGCGCAAAAUGCAGACAACCAAGCCGGGAUACUGCACUCCUGUGGCCUUAAGCCACUGCUAGAACUGUUGGAGUCUCGGAACUCAAGCCUGCAGCACAAUGCGGCAUUUGCGCUGUACGGAUUGGCGGACAACGAGGACAACAUAUGUGAGAUCAUCAAGGAGGGGGGGUACAGUCGACUCAUAAAUGCUGAUCUGAUUGUCCAGGCAUCGAAGGAUUGUGUGCAGAAGACCAUGAAGCGACUGGAGGAAAAAUUACAUGGCCGCGUCCUUGGUCAGCUCCUGUACCAGAUGCGUUCACCCUUGCCCCUCAUUCAACAGCGCAUUGCCUCCUCCCUUGCCCGCCUGGCGCCAUCAAACUACUUCAAGCUGAUCUUCCUUGAGCACAAGGGGCUGGACAUCCUGCUGGACAUGCUGAUACAGGGCCAGGAGGGCACCCAUGUGUCCAGUGAAGCAGCAUCGUCCCUGUUCGAGCUGGCAACCAAGAUCAGGAACACUGCGCCCAUGGAUGCCACACCAGAUCAGCCAGCCAAGUCCGUGUAUCUUGGAGAACAAUACGUCAACAACCCCACUCUGGCCGAUGUGACGUUUAUCGUGGAGGGAAGGAAGUUCUAUGCCCAUCGAAUCGCGCUCCUCGCGUCGUCAGACGCCUUCCGGGCGAUGUUCAACAGCGGUUACAAGGAAAAGGAGGCCCGCCACAUCGAGAUACCCAAUAUCGGCUGGCCUGUCUUCGAGGCCAUGAUGCAGUACACAUACACAGGCCAGGUUGAAGUCCCUGAGGACAUAGCCCAGGAGCUGCUGCGGGCUGCGGACCAAUACUUGCUGGAGGGCCUGAAGCGUCUCUGCGAGGAGGCCAUAUCCGACUCGAUCAACGUCGAGAACCUGGAGCGCAUAUACACCCUCUCGGAGGCAUACUCAGCGCCGCAGCUGGGCAUCCGGUGCGUGCUAUUUGCGCUGGAGCACUGCGACCAGGUGGUGGCCCACGUGGGGCAGGCAGAAUACUUGGUGCUGAUGGGUAGGAUGGUGCCUCAGCUGAAGUCCUCGCUGACAGACCAGCUGCUGGCCAGCGAGGAGGAGGCCCAGAUGGCCGAGACGCCGGACCAGUAG